Colletotrichum spaethianum is the source of this 1386-nucleotide messenger RNA. Its product is annotated as cytochrome b2, mitochondrial. The record is from RefSeq and is a predicted model, not a curated record. Gene Ontology annotation, molecular function: heme binding; oxidoreductase activity. Bases 1 to 1386 code for a protein of 461 amino acids. NCBI's taxonomy places the organism in Eukaryota, Fungi, Ascomycota, Sordariomycetes, Glomerellales, Glomerellaceae. The transcript is spliced from 2 exons.
AUGGUCGUGAGCGGCACAGAGGUCGCGAGGAACAACACCAAAGACUCAUGCUGGGUCGUGGUUCACGACUUCCUGGACGAGCACCCCGGCGGCGCAAAGCUCAUCAUCAAAUGCGCCGGCCGUGACGCAACGGAGGACUAUGACACCAUCCACAACCCGGAUCUCAUCACAGAAACACUCUCUCCUGACCACUGUCUCGGGCCAGUAGACCCCUUCACUCUCCCGACGGUCCAAGAAUCCUCGUCAGCAGAGCCCGAAAAGCCCAAGCAGGCAUACCCGCAUCUCGGCGCCCUCAUCAACGUCGAUGACUUCGAGAAAGUAGCGGAAAGGUAUCUCCCGCCCAUGGGCUGGGCGUACUACUCCUCCGGCGCCGAAGACGAGCGGAGCCUGCAUGACUCCCGUCGCAUCUUCCGCAAACUCGCCCUUCGGCCGCGGAUACUACGAAACGUUGACUCCAUCUCCACGGCUACCACCAUCCUCGGCCUCCUCUCUUCGCUGCCGUUCUACAUCUCGCCGACGGGACAGGCGAAGUACGCCCACCCAGAAGCCGAGAAGUUACUCUCGAGGGCGGCAGGGAAGGAGCGAAUUCUGUACUGCAUGCCGACCAAGCCGAGCGCUUCGAUAGAGUCCAUUUUUGGGGCUAGGUUGGGCGAGACGCAGCCUUUGUUUUUCCAGCUCUAUGUCGAUCGGAACAGGGAAAAGGCGCAAGCUACGAUUCGCAAAGCUGAACGAUUAGGCGCGAAGGCGAUAUUCGUGACUGUCGACUCGCCCGUCAUUGGGAAGCGUGAGCGCGACGAGAGACUGAUCGGUGGGGACGAGCCAUUUUCGGAGCCCAGCGGCGUGGCUAAGACGACUGCAUCGGGUUUACUGAAUGCUGGCUUAACGUGGGAUGAUCUGGCAUGGAUUAAAGAGACGACUUCGCUACCUAUCGUGAUCAAGGGCAUACAAUCGGUAGAAGAUGCGCUCAUUGCCUACGAACACUGCGUAGACGGUGUCGUGCUGUCGAAUCACGGGGGAAGGUCUCAGGACACGGCCCAGGCGCCCAUGCUGACACUUCUCGAGAUCAGAAGAUACGCGCCGCAUCUGCUUGCCCCGGAGACGAAGACUAAGUUCCAGAUUUUCGUCGAUGGUGGAAUAAGACGCGGGACGGAUAUCAUCAAGGCUCUAGCGCUCGGCGCCACAGCUGUGGGCAUCGGAAGACCGUUCUUGUACUCCAUGACGGCAGGGUAUGGAGAGGCUGGUGUGACGCGGUUGGUGCAGAUAUUGAGAUAUGAGUUGGAGACGAACAUGGCGCUCGCUGGGGCGCAGAGCAUAGAGGGUAUUGUGCCUGAAAUGGUCAAUAGUGAGCGAGCGGAGAAGGAGGUUACAUGCAGAGUCAAGUUGUAG